Centropristis striata (black sea bass) is the source of this 1641-nucleotide messenger RNA. Its product is annotated as pro-adrenomedullin-like. The record is from RefSeq and is a predicted model, not a curated record. Gene Ontology annotation, biological process: regulation of systemic arterial blood pressure; positive regulation of heart rate; adenylate cyclase-activating G protein-coupled receptor signaling pathway. Gene Ontology annotation, molecular function: hormone activity; adrenomedullin receptor binding. The transcript has 5 exons. NCBI's taxonomy places the organism in Eukaryota, Metazoa, Chordata, Actinopteri, Perciformes, Serranidae. Gene Ontology annotation, cellular component: extracellular region. The coding region runs from base 149 to 634 and encodes 161 amino acids.
UCAACUCAUAGUAAACUCUUUACAACCUUGAGAAAAAAAAAGAAAAAAACCCCUACUCCAACUGCUAGAGAGUACACAACACACUUGGAUGUGCAUCAUAAAUUCUCUACAUUAGGUUACAAGCUCCAGCCUGAGCUCCAAAGCCAAAAUGAGAUUAUCUCUGCACACGGUCAUCUGCUGCUGUGUUUUCACCGCCGUCCUGCUGCUGGUGAAAGGUGCCACAGGGGAGCUCAACACCAGCCCGAAAAAAAGGGUGAAACGAUGUGUGCAGCGCCGCAUGAAGAGAGAACUGUGCAACAGCUUCCUGACAGCCAAUGAGCAGCGUGCUAACGUCAGUGUUGCACCGCAGCAGGACGAGAGCGAGAAGACUGUCCCACCUCCAUCAAGCACUGAGCUACAUGUCAGACCCAGGAGGUCGACCCAGACCAAAUCAGCCGGCUGCGUCCUCGUCACGUGUGCGUACCAGGAGCUGAUCCACCGGCUGCACAUACUCCACAACGAGCAGAAAGAGCGCAACGCCCCGUGGAUAAAGAUCGGCGCUACAGGCUACGGACGGCGCCGCCGCUCACUCCUGGAUGUCGCUCGGCUCGCUCUCCAGACAGCUUCCAAUGUGAGCUCGGCAGAAAAAGACUGACGAUCUCUGAAAUAUCCACGAACCGAGGAACCGAGGCUGCGACGGGGACGAUUCUUUCUAAAUAAAAACUGACAUUAAAGGACUUCAAACUGCCACAUGCAGGCUUUUUUAAAGUGAUCUGGAUGUGGUGAACUGCUUGUGAAGUGCAAUUUAAAACAAUAUGUACUCGGCCUACACAUAGUUAAAAAUAUAUUAAAUCAGCUUGUAUGAAAGGAAAUAUAAAAGCUACCUUAUUUUAAAGCAAACAAUACAACUAUAUUUUUAUACUGCCAAAAUACAUAUUAUCUUUUUGGAUAUUUAACUUCAAUGAAGUAUCUUAACUGUGUAAAUAAUUAUCUUGUCUUGUAUGCAUUUUAUUUUUGUAACACUAUUGUGAUGAUUCAACAUUAUUGGACAUUAAUCAUGUUACAGAUGCUUUGAAUACGUUUAUUUGGAUUGUGAAUGUCUUAAGAACUGCAAAGUCAUCUAGUUUUUGGCUGGGUGUAUUAGAGAGUGAUGGAGAGGCUGAAGAAGAAGAAGAAGAAGAGUUGAUGAGGUGAAUAAAAGUGCUGUGCUGCCAUCUAGCUUUACAGUAAGAGACAUGUAACUAAAGCAGGCAGAGCUGUUUGAAAAUGAGCAAAGCACCUACUGUGGUCAUGCUGUGUUUUAUCUGAAAAGACUUAAAAGUUUUGAAAUGUAUCUGCUUCUUUAUCUGAAUGUAAUAAAUCCUUAUUUACUCAUAAUUCAGCUGCAAUGACUCGAUGUGGUAUUAGAUAACCUGAUUUAUGUCUUGUUGCAGUGAACGUGGCAGGAACUGUAAUAGUUUUCAGCUGGCUGUGACGUCCUCGUGUUGAAAUAAUGAAUGAAUGCAACAAGAAUUUCUAACUUUUUCUGUGACCUAAUGUCAAAUAUUCUGCUUGUGCACGCAUGUAACGUUGUAAGGAGGCAACACAAUUAAUGUGCCUUGUCAUUUUGUGAUGGUAUGUGCAGUAAAAACCCUGAUUAAAUCCUGUGUUCUAUGAAGUCCA